Molecule: messenger RNA, 519 nt
Organism: Echinostoma caproni
Lineage: Eukaryota; Metazoa; Platyhelminthes; Trematoda; Plagiorchiida; Echinostomatidae
Source: the annotation of a GenBank genome assembly
UUGUUCUACGAUGCCCGGCUGGCAAAACAUGGUUACGUCGCGUCUCAGGUGGUCGUUUGGGACGAGAUGGCAACAAACGGUAUCAUACAUACCAUCAACGGUCUGCCGGGAAUUCCGACUGAGAAAAUUGAAGACUAUAUUGCCCGAAAUGGUCAAUUCUCAAAGUUUGCGGCCUACCAGUUUGUGCAAAAUCUAACCCUCGGUGCACCGUACACGUUCUGUGCCCCGACCAACACUGCCCUAUUGGCCAUGGAAGGCAGCACCACCGUCGGAUUGGUAUUGCUACAGAACCAGACACGACGAGAAUACAUAUUCCGGCGUCACGCAUUCCCGAUGCAGUUGCUCCUGGAAGAUCUUCAAUUGAAGUCCUAUGAUGUCGCGACUGCAAACUACGCGUUCACUCGGGAAGAGAUUCGACUGACAGUCUCAUCGGCCAACAAUAACAAACGAGGUAUGUGCCCGUCUCGCAUUUUGAUUGAUCUAUCCUCAUUUCGUAAUCCGUCCACAGGUAGUGGAUGA